AUGCUAUUCGGGGUACUGGUGUUUCUGAUCAGCUGCUUUGCUUGGCAAUUGACGGAAUCCCAGUUGGUUUAUAAGCUCACCAAGAUGGAGUGCCAAGUCAAUCAGACGCGUGUUAGCAACGUCUCAUGCCACGUGAAGGCGAUCAACUGGAAUAUGGCGGUGGUGAACAUGGAUUGCUUCAUGAUUAUGCCGUUACAGAACCCAGUUAUUCGAGCACAGGUUUUUAUGAAGGAUUACAGUAACCAGUACAAACCUUUCCUAGUUGAUGUUUCAAUCAAAAUGUGCGAGGUGAUUGAAAAAAGGAACUUCAUACCUUAUGGCGUCAUUAUAUGGAAGUUGUUUAAGCGUUUCACUAAUGUAAACCACUCCUGUCCUUUUUCGGGCCAGCUUACAGCCCGCAAUGGAUAUCUAGACACCAGUCUUCUCCCGCCGUUUCCCCUAGGAUUCUACCAAGUCAGUUUGAUAGUUGUGGACUUCAAUUCUACAAAUAAGGACUAUGUAGGCACUAUGAAGUUCUACCUACAAGUUAUGGAUCAGAUUAAAAGCAAAAAAAUUCCGAGAGCAUAG
Messenger RNA from Drosophila subpulchrella, 567 nucleotides. RefSeq lists its product as uncharacterized. NCBI's taxonomy places the organism in Eukaryota, Metazoa, Arthropoda, Insecta, Diptera, Drosophilidae. Bases 1 to 567 code for a protein of 188 amino acids. The transcript has 4 exons. The record is from RefSeq and is a predicted model, not a curated record.